This is a messenger RNA of Ciona intestinalis (vase tunicate), 2173 nucleotides long. The record is from RefSeq and is a predicted model, not a curated record. NCBI's taxonomy places the organism in Eukaryota, Metazoa, Chordata, Ascidiacea, Phlebobranchia, Cionidae.
UUGAACUUUAGGGGUAAGAUAGAUAUCUUAUAAAAUGUCGAAGCGCCAUCGUCUGGACAUCGGGGACGACCGGAAGAAACGAUCGGACCGUGACAGAGAUGAUGACAGAAGACGAGAUGAGCGUGAUCGGAAAUAUCGCCGAGAUGAAAAAACUUCAUCCAAGCUGGUGUCGCCUGCGCAGGUACCCACCAACCCUCUUACUGGGUUACCAUUCACACAGAAAUAUUACGAUAUAUUGAAGAAGAGGUUGGGCCUCCCUGUGUGGGAAUACAAGGAGGAGUUCAUGAUGUUGUUGGCCAAACAUCAAACUAUCGUGUUGGUUGGGGAGACUGGCUCAGGGAAAACUACACAGAUCCCACAAUGGUGCACGGAAUACGUUCGUGCCAAUCACCCCGUGACCUCCAGAAAAGCCGUGGCGUGCACCCAGCCGCGACGUGUAGCUGCGAUGAGCGUGGCACAACGUGUAGCUGAGGAGAUGGAUGUCAUGUUGGGGCAGGAAGUUGGAUAUACUAUCAGGUUUGAGGAUUGUUCGUCACAGAAAACAUGUUUGAAAUAUAUGACGGACGGGAUGUUACUGAGGGAGGCCAUGGCCGAUCCAUUGAUGGAACGAUACGACUUCAUCAUCCUCGACGAAGCGCACGAGAGGACGUUAUCCACCGAUAUUUUGCUGGGGGUGAUCAAGGAAGUUUGCAAACAACGACCCGAUCUUAAGAUUAUAGUGAUGAGCGCAACACUCGACGCUGGAAAGUUCCAACAAUACUUUAACUCCGCCCCCCUCCUCACCAUCCCCGGUCGUACACACCCCGUGGAAAUAUUCUACACCCCGGAACCCGAGCGUGAUUAUCUCGAAGCUUCGAUACGGACGGUGGUUCAAAUACAUCUGUGUGAGGAAGAUGAGGGCGAUAUAUUGUUGUUUCUAACUGGACAGGAGGAAAUCGAUGAAGCGUGUCGACGUAUCAAAAGUGAGAUUGACAACAUGGGGCCUGAGGUUGGGGACCUUAAAGUGAUCCCUUUAUACUCGACGCUCCCCCCCGCCCAACAACAACGGAUAUUCGAGAAAGCUCCUCCAAAGAAGGAGAACGGCGCCAUUGGGAGGAAGCUUGUAGUUUCCACCAACAUCCGCACAUUAACAUCAACCACACAACAGGUGGCACACUUGGAGCGAACCGGACAUUACUUAACCGUGAAAGACAACCAGGUAGUUCAACUUCACCCCUCUACGUGUCUUGACCAUAAACCUGAGUGGGUUCUCUACAACGAGUUCGUUCUCACAACAAAGAAUUAUAUUCGAACAAACACAGAUAUAAAACCAGAUUGGUUGGUUAAGAUCGCCCCCCAAUACUACAACAUGGGGAACUUCCCCCAAUGUGAGGCUAAACGACAACUUGAACGAAUUAUCGCUCGGAUGGGAGCCCAAACAUAAGGGACCCGUGAUGUCAUAACUAUGAUGUCAUCAUGAUGUAACAAACGUUUUGUUGAAAAUAUUUUUAAUUUGCAACAACAAAUAGUGAACAUAGAAAUCAUAAAUGUGAACAUAGAAAUAACAACAACAACUUGAAUAGAAAUAAUAUAUUUGACCCCUCGUUGAACUUUCCUUGGAACUGAGAAGGAAGUGAUGACAUCAUAACCAUCUCUUAUGACAUCAUAAUCAUCUAUUAUCUAAACUUCCUGCUAGUUUAAGUACAUUGAAGUUGGAUUGGUCGGUCACUUGGUGGCGACGUUUCCUCCACUUAAUUCGACGAUUUUGAAACCAAACUUUCACCUGAAGGGGAGGGAGUUAUUAUUAUGACAACAUGAUCAUGGGUUCAUGUACAAAUGGGGGGUCGAUAUUACGUCUGGCAUGAAAACUAAAAGUUAUUUCUGUGUUUUUCACAAAAUUUCAUUUUUUUAUCGAAAGUCACACAAAAAUGUACAUUAUGACAUCACCAACCUGUGUUUCGGAGAGAUUAAGUCGCUUGGCGAGGAAAUAUCUUUCACUUCCAACCAUGUAAUGUUGCCGAGUGAAUUCAUCUUCCAACUUUUCAAGUUGGUCCGAAGUAAAGAUGGUUCGCAUCCUCUUCUUGUCCACUAGGGGGGGUGACGUGUGUGUGACGUCAUUUCCUGGGAAAGUAAUUCGUUUAGAAAAAAUUAAUGUGAAAAAAAUUGCUUAAAAUAAAAUUUGUUGAAAAGCUUA